AGAAAUGAAAUAUAUCGUAUUACUAGGACUCGUACUUGCAGUCACUUUGGCUCAAGUUCCAAUCCCUGAAAGACCAACUGGAAUUCUUUACAGAGAGGCUCCUUUGGCUAAGCUCAGAAUGGACAUCUAUGAGGAUCUCCUUUGUGGGGAUUGUAAGAACUUUGAUCCUCCAUUCAAGCAAUUCUUGAAUACCACUUACAAUGAUAGACCAAUCACAGACUACAUUGAGGUCUAUUUCCAUCCAUUCAUUUUGCCACUUCACAUCAAUGCUUUCACUAUGACUCAGUUGUCUCCUUACAUCUGGGACUUGAACCAUGACGGAGAGGUCAAUGCUGCCUUCAACGAGUGGGCUUUCGAGCAUCAACUUGAGUUCAAGGGACCAGAAGGUCUAGCAAUGAGCCAAUAUGAUGUUAUGGACAAGACUUGUCAUGACACUGCUGACAAGUUCGGAUAUACUGAAGAACAAUGCCUCGAGGUUCUUAAAAAUGGAACUUACGAGCAGGAGAUCCACAAGGCUCAGAAGUACGGAACAUGGUACAAGGUCUACACUACCCCAGGAGUUUUCCUCAACGGAGUCAUGAUUGAAGACUAUCCAGACACUGCUGAAAAAUGGACCAGGUUCAUGAAUCGCUACCUUCGUUAAUC
Messenger RNA from Moneuplotes crassus, 645 nucleotides. Lineage: Eukaryota; Ciliophora; Spirotrichea; Euplotida; Euplotidae. The record is from the annotation of a GenBank genome assembly.